AUGAGACAUUCGGGACGGACUAAGGGGGCGGUGAGGGUAGCAGAAGCGGGGGAUGGCUGCUCGGAGGCAUCGUUGAGGAUAAUCACAGGCGAGGAAGACCUACGAGAUGUACGUCACCUUGCCCUUGCUGUGGACACAAAUACGACACAGGUGGAUCAUUUGGGCAUCGUAUUGCCUCUCCUCUCAGAGCUCCGCCUGGAGCGGGGGAGCGUUUUGGCGUCCUUUCGGGAUCUGGGUAGUUCUCUCCCUAAUCUCCGAGUCCUGUGGCUCUCGGCGUGCGGAGUUCGCCACCUGGACGGAGUUGGGGCGCUGACAGGGCUCGAGGAGCUGUACCUGGCGUUUAAUGACGUGGAGGACCUUACGUCCAUCGCCCUCCACGACAGACUCGAGGUGUUGGAUCUCGAGUCGAACUGCGUGAAGGACGCGGAGCAAGCGAUCCACCUAGGCACGUGCUCUCACCUCUGGUCGCUCACCCUGACCGCCAACCCGGUUUGCCGCGAUCUUCACUACCGGAGGAGGAUGGUCGAAGCCGUGCCGCAGCUGGCCAGCCUCGACGAGAAGGAUGUCUCAGAUGACGACAGACGACCUCCUCCCACUUCGUCUGAGGAGGAGGAAGAGGAGGUUGACCAAAACCGUAUCGAAAGCUGUCAGCCAUCCAAGAAGUCAUCAAUACCGCCAUGCCACAAGGUUUUCCUGGCCACACUUGGGGAGCAGGCUCGAAAUUCAAACGUGUCCGGAAACCUCACAGCUGUUUCUCCUCUCCCCGCUGCUUGGCACGAGGGUGGUCAAAACGUUCAAGAGUUGGGGAUAGAAGAUACUUCCAUCGUGGAAAAUGAAACAAACCAGAUCGGGACCAUGCUGGCAACAGCCAACGCCGAUGCUGCACCGAGUGGUGGAAGUCGAUUGUUGGUAACGGCAGAGGGUAGUUCAGGACAACGAUCCCCGCUUCAUGGUCAAUUACGUGAGGGUUGUGGGGAAGUUGCUUUUGGGGGGGCAGCAGUUUCGACCACAGGGGGGCAGCAGGAUGCUUUCUCCCUUGGGCGCGCGCACUUGGUUUUACCUGCUACGCAAGAUAUUGAACUUGGAGAAAUGGCAACAGGUGGAAGACGAGGAACACCAGUUGCCGGGGGAUACGAAGCUCUUUCUUUUAGCAAGGCAGUAGGAGCGGGGGAUGAACUCGAGGCAACACGAGAACGUUCGCGUCGAAGACCGACAGUGGAGAGCGCGGCCGAAGGCCUCGUGGGCGAGGAAGAGAUGGUCGCAAAAGCUAUCAAGAAUUUCCGACUCCUUUGGAGAUCGAGCUCACCACGGCACGGGUCAACGGAGGGCCAGAGGACGAGCAGCAACAGCAGUUAUCCUUGUCGGGAGGAGGGCCAUGGGGGGAGUGCUACUGCGAGGGCAACCGUCAGCGGGAGCAUCAGUGGAAAGCCCCGUGAAAAUGGUCGACGGUCCCGGUGCCCGAACAGUUGCGAAGGAAAAGAAGGGAAAAGGGAAGCAGCCGCCGGUCCUAACGCUCGAGCUCUGACAGAAAGGGAGACUGAUGAUAUCGGGGAAGGGGAGGCAGGAUCGGGAGAACGCGAUAUGUUUGAAGGGAACGAUUGGCUAUUGAAGGAACUGAGUCUCCAAGACAUGAGAAUAUCUGCGACAUCGAUCAACAAGCAGUCGAUGUCCGAGGGGCGAACAGAUACCGCAUCGGUGCUCACGCAUGGCUCGGAGGUAUCUUUUGCCGGAAAUCCUGCUUUCGGGCUUCGCCGCCGCCGCACACCAGAAGACCAUGGCGACACCGUCACAAGCCCGCCAGCGUUUUCCACUCUGGUAGCUCCCGGCACUGAGAAAAAUCAUUCACCGUGCUUGGCGGUGGUCGCGAGCGACAAAAAGGGGGAGGAGGAACGCCAACCGAUGGCAGCAGCGGAAAACUCCAUGGGGUCUAGAGUCACCGGGGAAGACUUGUUUUGUGGGUCUCUAACCGAGAUGAGAUGCAUAGCACAGCAACGACGUGAAGAGAGGCUUGCUGACAGGAGCCAGGAGUGUGAGGCGCGCGGAGGAGAGAAGCACGAGGGGUUUGGCUUGGCAACGGGUCCCGUCUUGGCUUCACCCAUCCCACGCCCUUCCAUGCUCCAUCCCACCUCUGUCGGUGCCGGCCGCUCUGCCUCGGAGGUUGCACCUCUACUCUGCCCAGCGUUGUAUUCACCCCGGUCGUGUCUUCGUCACCCGCGUGUUAGCCGUGUUCGGGGAAGGCCAGCCGUGGAUGCGAAACAGAUGGACUCCACACGCAACCGUGAAAAGGAAUGUGUUGAAGACAGUCGGCCCUGUGCAUCGCCUUCUCCUCUGACGGUUGUAGCCCGCUGCACGUGGGGUAACGCCGCCCGUAGACGAAGGGGUGGCCACGGGUCGAAGGAGGCAGGACUCACACACUUCCACAGUAGGAGCGCUGCCAGUCUCCCAGCGUCCGGUGGCACACGUGCUGCUACAGGCUGCACAAGUCAAGACAAGAGGUUGGAGCCUAGCGCAUCAAUUCGUGCUGACGGAGAGAUCCCAUUCCUGGCGUACUUCAGCGAAGGGUUUUGCGAGAGCACGAUGUCUGCUGGGGAUUGGCAGCGACAUCCGCAACACGAAGAGGGGUCACCGAAGCUCGAUGAUGGCCGGUACGACCAGCGCCAGCAGGAGAGCAGUAGGGGCAGCAGCGGCAGUGGAGGAACACCCGAGGUCCCGGAGUGGUCUCCGACAACAUUCACGGCGAGGGAAGACGGCAACAACGAGGAGAAGUGCGAUUCCAGAGCUGACAGUGCAGCGAGUAACGGCCGUCAUUGCGCCUGUGGGGACAGAAUUGGGCGGAGGAAUAAGAAUUGCAACAAAACGUUUUGCCCGUACCGGCCUACGGCUUCCGAGGUAUCAUCAAGGGUGGUGCAGGAGGGGAUUAAGAUUACUGGCGCGUGCGAGGCCGACAGUCGGAAGACUGGGACGCCUUGGCGUUUGAGCGCCGAGAUGUCGUGCGACUUCCGUGGCGGCCUCAGAACAAAGAGCCGCCGAGAUCGACAUCAGCUGAGAGCGCAACAGAAGGACGGCAGAACAUUCGACCGCGAGGGCCCGUACGGUGGAAGCAGCAGUCCAGCCACGACGAGGGGUUCCCGGCGCGAAUACCCAACCUGA
Messenger RNA from Ectocarpus sp. CCAP 1310/34, 3150 nucleotides. The record is from the annotation of a GenBank genome assembly. NCBI's taxonomy places the organism in Eukaryota, Phaeophyceae, Ectocarpales, Ectocarpaceae.